AUGAUACUAUCAACUUUGAAAGUAUAUUCACCUAUAGGUGUUUUAAAUAGAAGAGGUAUUCUCCAAAUACUACGAUUUAAUUCUACGACCCCAUCAUCUUCUACAAAUUUCUCUGCAAAAGAAAUAGAAACAGCAAAGAAAUGGCUUGAAAAUUUCACUCAUACUCAGAUCCCAAGACGUCUAUUCAAUAUCGAUUAUAGUCGAUCAUCUGGCCCAGGAGGUCAAAAGGUCAACAAAACGUCAUCAAAAGCUACUGUAAGUCUUGAAGCUGGAGAAUGGUUGAGUCCACAAAAAUGCUAUUGGAUCCCCAUGCCAAUCCAAGAACAACUCAAAACUAAGAAAAUCAGAUAUGAGACUAAAGAUUCAGGAUUAUUGAUCCAGAGUGAUACGUUUAGAAGCAGAGACAUGAAUGCUGAUGAAUGUUUUAAGAAACUUUUAGGAGAAGUGAAAUCAAAAAUAUAUUUUGCUGGGGAAGUAAGUCAAGAAGAUAAAGAAAAAUGGCAAAAACUAAAAGUUGUUUCUAAAGAACGUAGAUUACUUGACAAAAAGAAACAUUCAGAGAAGAAACAAAAUAGGUCAAAGAAUUUUGAUUUUUAG
This is a messenger RNA of Hemisphaericaspora subhashii, 597 nucleotides long. RefSeq lists its product as uncharacterized. Gene Ontology annotation, biological process: mitochondrial translational termination. The transcript has a single exon. The record is from RefSeq and is a predicted model, not a curated record. Gene Ontology annotation, molecular function: translation release factor activity. Bases 1 to 597 code for a protein of 198 amino acids. NCBI's taxonomy places the organism in Eukaryota, Fungi, Ascomycota, Pichiomycetes, Serinales, Debaryomycetaceae. Gene Ontology annotation, cellular component: mitochondrial large ribosomal subunit.